Acanthaster planci (crown-of-thorns starfish) is the source of this 6548-nucleotide messenger RNA. Its product is annotated as polynucleotide 5'-hydroxyl-kinase NOL9-like. Gene Ontology annotation, biological process: cleavage in ITS2 between 5.8S rRNA and LSU-rRNA of tricistronic rRNA transcript (SSU-rRNA, 5.8S rRNA, LSU-rRNA). Gene Ontology annotation, cellular component: nucleus. Lineage: Eukaryota; Metazoa; Echinodermata; Asteroidea; Valvatida; Acanthasteridae. The record is from RefSeq and is a predicted model, not a curated record. Gene Ontology annotation, molecular function: polynucleotide 5'-hydroxyl-kinase activity.
CAAUCUACAGUAUGUGUAUGCAUGUCCCUGUAACUCAGCCUACAUGGACUGUAGUAAUAGUAUGAUACCAUGGUUAAUCUUGAAGUGGGACUUCCCAGUAGCAUGCAACACAUAUCACAUUCACAUGGUUGACCUGUUGUAUUGUUACCCUAAGUGUUAUUUCUUUUUUUAUCCAUUAUAUCGCAUAUGUGCAAAUAUACAGUAUAUAAAAAUACUGUGUAGUAGGCCUACAUUCGUCGGUACCUCUAUUACCGGUACCUGAGAACGGUUCAGUAAACAUGACGAGGGUACAUUGUAGACGUCUUUGUAUUUCACUGCUACUUUUUGCAUGUGUGCUACUAGCAUCUGUACUAUACGUUCAUAUGCAGAUUGAUAUGCAUACAGUACAUGUACAUGUAUGCACAGCAGCCGACCAGCAACUGUAAUUCUUGAUGCUCACUUUCCAACUGAAUGUACAUGUAUGUAAAUGCUUUGCAGACAAAUGUACGAUACAACUACUGUACAUUAAGUGUGCCCUCAAUCUGUUUCAAUACAUGUACAUACAUGUCCGAGCUUGGUUUUGAAAACAAACUGUACUGUUGAAAACGCUACAAUUAAUCUCUUUCAUUUACACCGAAAUUUCUUGAUAAUAGUGUUAAGAUCGUGGCUUAAAGGGUGAUUGCACAUGUGCAUUCAUGCACUUGCAUGCAGGAGAAAAACCAGGAAGACCUGCAUUUGUACAACGGCUUGCUACUUGUACACUGAUCAAAGGAAGAUUGUGAAAUCAACGCUGAAUACCCCCCGUACAUGCAUUGUACAUGUACUAUUGUAGUGGUUCUGCUUUACUGCUGAACCUUACACUUUAACUUGUUUAAAUGAAGCUGUUUACAUUUCCUUCAACAGGUCAACCCUUUACAAAGCUAUGUGAACUUCCUCUAACCUGAAAUCAAAUUACUCAACGUUUGUCCUUGACGCAAGGACAUGUGUAACUCAACCAUUUCAAGUAAAAGAAAAGGACCUUUUCAUUUACCUAACUUUCCUAAAAUAGCCACAAGCAUUAUAUAUAUCAGUGAUUAACGACAGCAACACUGCACUGUGCGCAGCAAGAGGCCUGCAUGACCAAUUAUGGCCUUUGCACACAGCACAUGAUGUUGUUGUCGUUCGCUUUAACAGCACUUUCAGCACCUCAGGCUAUUUGCAUCACAGCACAUGAUGAGGUCAUUACCUUACUUAGGGGAAUACCCUCUUGUAGACAGACUGCGUACAUCCUGGUCUUUUUUCUUUAGCAUACACUGUAAUCCUAGAUAGUGAUAAAUGCAUUGAUCUCUUCCUCUUGCCACCUUGGCCUCUGUACUGUGGACAAUGAAUUGCAGUUCCUCAAAACUGAGAACAGAAGCUUUUGUAGGCUUUGCGUGUGUAUUCCCAGGUGCCUCAUACCUGUGUGUACAGGCAAUGCCCGUUACUUGUAUUCAAUCUACUCAGAUCUAUCGGUGCGUGCGCUUCAUACUAUCCUGGAUAACCUGCUGACCUACAUGUACAUGUCCGUAAUACGCAGGCAAAUCUUUACCGAUGGGCGCCACUAGUGCAUCGGUCAAGGGGAAGGAAGGAAGGGACAAGUCUCAUCCCUUAGUUUUCACUUUCUUGGAGGGGAGGGAAGUCAGGGGGAUAUUUUGAAUUUUUUUCUGCCACUCUCAACUGGUUAUGAAAUGACUUUUAAGAGGGUAAAUUUUCAACCAGAUGAGCAGACAUGGACCCACCGUGCUUGAAGGUUUCUGGCUUUAACCUCAGUUUGGUCCCCUCUUCCACAUCGGUGUGCUCCAAUUAUUACACCUACGAGCAGCAGGUUGUUUUUCCAUUUUACCCAUGAAAGGUUUCGCACUCCAGCAAUCUUGAUAUCCGCUGUUUGGGAACUCCAUUUAUCCCUUCACUGACAAAGAAUCGAGGGGCUAGUGGAACUGUUUCAACUGUCACCCGGAACACAGGAACAUACAUGUAUAUGUAGACUUGCAUCAUGGGCAAGACAGCAAGGAAAAGAACACCACAGAAGCGUAGUUCGGGUGAUCGCAUCGCAUUGGCGCAUCAGCCGCAGAGCAACGUCCGAAAAGCCAAACUGGCACCCGUAGCCAAACGUCAAAAGGUGUCCAAGGCCGUGAAGAGGGGUGCUGCAGCUUUAGUCAAAGGUCACCAAGUGUCACAAGCUGGAGGACGCAGAUUGAGGCCAGGCCUGCCUGAAACGAUUCUCAGGGAGGGCAAAGAGGUCGUCAUUCACAGGGUCACACCUGCUAAAAAGGCAUGCUGUGCUGCAGAGGUCAGGACAAGGAAACAAAGGAAACAUGCACGCACUUCCAUGACAGGCACGCCCUCUGAAAGUGUUGCCAGACAAGACAACCCAAAGUGGCCUGCAGAAUGCAUCUGGGAGGUCAACGCAUCCUCAAGUGAAACAGACGGGACAACUUCUGUUUCCAUAUCUCCAACAGGUCACAGGAAGGACACAGUUUCAGGGACAGCAGGUGCAUCAGGGAAGACAGCAGUUCACGAAUCUCCCUCCAUCACCGUGGUUGAUCUGGGCCAAGAUUUCAAGUCUGGCAUCCAGCGGACUGUUAGUCUUACCCCACCGAGCAAAGUCAGCAGGAAUAAAAAUAGGGAAGGGAAUUCCAGGUCUCAGUGCCACGAACUGGACAAGCAUCCUGAUAUCACAAAUGUAUGGACCUCCCUGGAAGGGGAUGUCAGGCAAGGAAGCAAGCCCAGAAGCCCACCAUGUGAGGAAAAGCCCAUGCAGAGUGUGUUUGUUGUCGAUCUGGGUAACCAGUCCCAUGACAAUUUCCAUAGACGUUCACCAUCUCCCAGUGAAAAUUCAAAAGGCAAGCAUAGUGCCAGGAGUACAACCAGCAGUGCAUCUCCCGAAACCUCCUCGCCAGUUUUCAGACGUGGGAAAACCGGUCAGGACACAGGAAGUGGGAAAAAGUGUUUAUCCAAAAAACAAAAGAAAAAGACAUCUGCUGAGAAAGUUGUCAAGAAGUUAAAAACAGGGAAGCAUCUGAAAGCUGAUUCUUCAAGUGAGAAAGUUGUGGAACUUGUAUCUGCUCCUGUGAAAGAAACACCGAAAAAGAAGAAGAAAAAGGACAAAGAUCGUGAAGGGACUCCUCUCAAAGGGUCUGUCAAACUGUUCGAGGAAGAAAUCCAAUUAAAAGAAAGAGGAAGUGAAUUCCAAGACGAAGGAGCCCAUAGUGACGGAGUCGGUGCAAAAGUUGAGAGCAACCGACUGCCCUCUGGGGAGGAUUCACUGGCAUCCUGCCUCUCAGAACCAGCCCUGGACGUGACGACGGAGGCCUCCGGAGAGGUGGAAGAUGACGAUGGACCAUCUCCUGAGACUGAGAACCACAUCAAUGAAGGAGAAGGUGUGAACGAUGGAAGUCCAGGAGAUUACCCAAUGGAGCAAGAUGUACAAUCAGCCAAAGAUGACAAUAAGCAGUCCUACAGAAUCUUGAAGCUUUUGAACAGUGAACAGUGCCUGCUCCUCCUCCGGUACCCAGGCAAGUUCAGUUUCCAUGGCCACGUCCUCCUCCGUUCCCUUCACGGCUGCAUCACGGUCCUGGGUUUCACAAUCUCGGACAGCACGGACCACGCCUUCCACCCGUUGUACUCCCCUAAUUCCUCUUGUGCCCUCUGCGUGGAGACUUUGCCCAGUGGCCGAGGCAAAGCUGGGGGGUCCGCAGCCCGAACCCUAAUGGAGAGCCUAGAGGCAUUCUUAGCAGCAGAGGAUGAGAGAGACCUUAGUGCCAGUCUCCAAGGUUUGGAGGAGGAGUUCACAGUUGCCCUUGUCCUCAAGAAGAUGUCGGAGGACCAUUCCGUGACGUAUGUUGAACGGUUCCCUGGAUUUGGAAAUCUCUUCAGUAGUCCAGAACCCAGACAGUACACCCAACGCGAGGAAUCUUGGACCUCCAAUCUUGCAGCAGCGGCAGCAGUGGGCAUUCGACCCACCACACCCAGCACUCCCGGUGCAGUGUUUGACACCCUACCCGGCUACCGUGCUGUCGCAGACUCAAUAAGUGGCUGGCUUCGUGCCACAGACGCCACUGCAGUGGUGCUGGUCUGUGGCUGGAAGAACUCGGGAAAGUCCAUGCUCUGCCGUUACCUGUCCAAUUCACUCAUUGCCAGUAUGGAGAGCUUGUGUUAUCUGGAAUGUGACAUGGCCCAAACAGAGUUCACUGCACCUGGCUUGUUGUCUCUACAGCACAUUUCCCAGCCACUGCUCGGUCCACCCUUCACACACUCGAGAAAGGCUGAAAUGAUGUGUUUCUAUGGUGAUGUCAAUGUACGUGGUGACCCCGAGUCCUAUCUCCGGAUGAUUCAGUAUCUGUUCCAGCAGUACCAGACUAGACAUCCAGACAAACCUCUCAUUAUCAACACCAUGGGGUGGAUGCAAGGCCUCGGACUGCAGUUAUUGAUGGACAUUGCUCGCAUCACCCGGCCGACACACAUCGUCCAGCUGUGGUCUGGAAGCCAGCCGCGCCUUGUCCCACGUCUGACGCUGGAUUUUCUGGGCAAAGCGGAAGGCUGGCGGCACCACCAGGCCGAAGGGAGAGGUGGGCGAGAUCAGAGCGGAGCGGAGGCAAUCUGUCCUGAAAUACUGCAGGUGGAUGCGCCUAAUCUUGGCGACCAGGCUGGGACCAAGUACAAGGCCUCGGACCACCGGACCAUGGCCCUGUUGGCCAGCCUGAGCAACCUCCAGCCCUCCCCACUGCCUCUCAUGCCAGUUGCCCUGUCGUCUCUGACUCCAUUGGUGUUGCCGUGGAAAGCAGUCGCUGUGCAUGUGACCAGUGGCCAUGUUGCCCCAAGGCACAUCAUGUAUGCGUUGAAUGGGAGCAUUGUGGGACUGUGCUGUGCAGACCCAUCCAAGAUGCGGUCGUUGUCGGUGGGCCUCCCAAGGGUCUUUGACUCAACCCCUGUGUGCCAGUGUCUUGGAUUAGGCAUCAUCAGGGGAAUUGACCCCGUCCAGAAAGUCUUCUACAUCCUGACGGGUGUGUCCCAGGAUGCAUUGCAGAUGGUCAACACCCUCCUCAAGGGGUCACUCACUCUGCCCCAACCACUUUUGACACAGGGCCAUCGCAUCACGGAUGUCCCCUACAUCUCUCGUGAGUUCUCCUCGGUCGUCGUCGGCUCCAGUGCCAUCAAAGUGCGUCGGAACAUCAAGCAGCGCGGGCGGUGAAUGCUCGCACAAUGACGAGUCACAGCGACCAUUGUCAGACCGGUUGCAGCUGUAGAGCAUGGCUUUUGUUCACGGUCAUGCUGUACUUAUACCAGGAAUAAAAGUUUAUUGCCAAAUAUUUUGGCAGUGAAAAAUUUCCUCACAACUUUAGCUCAUUACUGUUAACCAUUAAAUGUCCAACUUCCUUUGAAUAACAUUUGUUUCCUAUUCUCUGACCUGCUUGUGAAGAAACGGCUGUGUCCCUUUUGUGUCCUGCUUGAAAAAGUGUUCACGAUUCAAGAAAAAUGAGGAUUCUCUCCUAUUUUUUUUAACUACACAAUGACAAAAGAAUGCCCAAACUUUGUAUGCAGUGCUAAUGUGGGAGUGCUUUGUGAAAGUAGUGCAUUUUCUCACCAUAAAUAUGACGGGAUAUGGCAUACCGGUAGUUACUUCAAGGUUGGUACAUGGGUUGGUCUUCAGUGCUCCACGUCUUUUGGAAGCUUAUUGACCUUUGACCCAAUAGGUCAGUGGUCAUGGUCAUAGCUGGAGGAUCUGGCGUAGCAAUGUAAAAUGUGGUAUGCGGAGUGGAGUUGUGUCCUUCAGAAAUUCUGUUGAUUUUGGAUUCCGUGGUUAAAAAUCAUUGAAACAGGAUGAGCUUUGUGGUCACAAAUCAAAAGUUGCGUGUUUAUGGGUCACCUCAAAAAUGCACCUGUUUGGUCUUGAUAUCAUAUUCCAGUUUUGUUUGACUUUCUUAAAGGCUAUUUUGCUACCUUCUUAUAUGCUGAAGGAGUAUUUCCAUAUUCAUGAGCAAAACUAUGAUGUCAUCCCAGGAAGAACUCACUGUUACAUUGGUUUGUGCACCAAAAAAAUGCUGGAUUUUUAAAUAUUUUGCUGGCCUGACUUUUUCUUUUUGCUGAUUCAUUGUUGUGUGGGUAAACAGCAACGAGCAAGCAACGUGCUUGUUUAUUUGUCUUUAUUUUACAUUAUCAUUUUACUCUUAAUUCUCUGAGAUUUACAAUUUAACAUGAUGGGAAUGAAACUGGACAGUUUCAUUCGUUCAAUUUCAAAUCAGUAUUCAAGAGGGGCUUUGUCCCCACUGUACAAGAAAAGGUCCAAGGUUAGCCAGAUGUGCUACAGGGUUAAGUCUAUAAUCUUGAGUUUUGCAUUUCAUAUGACAAAAGCAAUAUGAAAAGCGUUUGAAGUACUUCUUGGGGUAUUUGGAUACAAUGAGAAAACUUGAAUCAAUGCAGAUGUUGAAAUUCUGCACUUGGAAUAACUUUGGGUGCAAAAUGUAUCCUGUAAGUUCCUUAUUGUGCUUGGAAUUAAACAGGUUUUCUUAAUAAAAUUGGUUCUAUUUUGCACAUUCUCCUGAGGUAGUAAA